CCUCGUGUUGUUACAUUUUCUUCAGUUAGUUGUUCCCAAUGCCCGCUUACCUCAGUAAACGGCAGUGUAUCAUGUGAACAUUCAGGAAGCGAUAUCAUGUGAUAAAGCACUCUGCACCAUAAUUGUUCUGUCUUCUGUCAACUGUGUGUGCCCGAGAGGGUGAUUGAACCGAAUGGCUCAGCUAAGUCUGAGUUUUUCUGCAGCUUUUUUGCUGCUGAUGAGUUGCCCCUCGUGGUCCAAGUAUGAACCUAAUUGGGAGUCUAUUGAUUCAAGACCUCUGCCGGAAUGGUUUGAUCAAGCUAAGUUCGGCAUCUUUAUCCACUGGGGUGUUUUCUCGGUCCCAAGUUACGGAAGUGAAUGGUUCUGGUGGUUUUGGCAAGGACAGAAGAUCGCAAAUUAUGUUCAGUUCAUGAAAAAGAAUUAUCCCCCUGGAUUCCAGUAUCAAGACUUUGCACCAAUGUUUACUGCUGAAUUUUUUGAUGCUAAGCACUGGACAGACAUAUUUGUGUCAUCAGGGGCAAAAUACAUAGUCCUUACAACGAAACACCAUGAAGGAUACACUCUUUGGGGCUCUAAGUAUUCAUGGAACUGGAAUGCAGUGGAUGUGGGUCCGAAACGUGACCUGGUAGGAGAAUUAUCUACAGCAGUGCGUGAACACAGCGACCUGCGAGUUGGCCUCUACCACUCACUCUUUGAGUGGUUUCAUCCACUCUUUAGGGAGGACGCUGCCAAUGUUUUUAACACCACGUUCUUCCCCAAUUCAAAGACUCUGCCUGAACUUUAUGAGCUUGUCAACAAGUACAAGCCAGAAGUGCUGUGGUCUGAUGGUGAUGGUAAUGCCCCAGACAAGUACUGGAAUAGCACAGGGUUUCUAGCAUGGCUAUACAAUGAGAGCCCAGUGCGUGACACUGUUGUGACAAAUGACCGUUGGGGAUUGAACAGUAUAUGUAAACAUGGAGGAUACUACACCUGCAGUGAUCGGUAUAACCCUGGACACUUGCUGAAACACAAAUGGGAGAACUGUAUGACCAUAGAUAAACGGUCUUGGGGAUACAGACGAGAUGCUCAACUCAGCGAUUUCCUCACCAUAGAGGAGCUCAUAAAAACACUGGUGGAGACGGUAUCCUGUGGGGGUAACUUGCUAAUGAACGUUGGCCCCACACAUGAUGGACGCAUUGCCCCCAUCUUUGAAGAGAGGCUGAGGCAGGUUGGACAAUGGUUGAAGGUUAAUGGUGAAGCAAUUUACAACACCACUGCAUGGAGGGCCCAAAACGACAGCCUUACUCCUGGAGUAUGGUACACAUGGAGACCACAGGAGAAAACAAUCUAUGCGAUCUUCCUUUCCUGGCCAAACACUGGAUAUGUUGUUCUAAAUGAGCCAUUGCCAAAUCAAGGACAAACUCAGGUGGGGCUCCUUGGUUAUCAGCCACUGAAGUGGGAGCCAGCUAGUCCUAAAGGGGUUAAAGUUUUCUUGCCACAGUUAACUGUCAGUCAGAUGCCAUGUUCUUGGGCUUGGACACUGCGACUGACUGGUGCAGCUUAAAUGUGCGCAGUGGUGAUGCAGAGAGCACAUGUGGCAGCCCUGUAACUGUCUAGGUGCUCAGGAAAUGCUGUUUUGUACUGAUUUUGUGCUUGAUUGUAACUGAAAUGCAGAAUUUACAAGGGCCUUGCCAUGUCCCACUGAUGUGAGUGAAGCAUUUAUCAGUAGUUAAAAAAAAAAAAAGACUAAAAAUAACUUUUACUGUGAUUUUACUUCUUUGUUUUCUGAUUCAUUGUGACAACUGAAAAUGGAGUGAUUUUUGUUCUACUAUACAAUGAUCAUGUGCACUCAUUAUAGACAAGUUGUGGAAGCUAUUUUUCAUUUUUCUGUAAAUUAGAUCUAAAGGAAACUUUACCACAUUAUGCACAUGUUUGAUAUAGCAUAAGGGAACGCAUUCAAAUGCACUUUUAAAUUGCGGAGAACUUUUUGAAUGUUUCUUUUUAAUAAUGUGUGUAGGAAUCAAAAGAAAGGGCAAAUACAAAACAUACAAAUCUUUACAAUAAACCUCGGUAUGUCACUGCCUGCACAUACUGAUGCUUACAAAAGCUGCAUAUAGAUUAGUUGUGUGUAACAUUACUGAUGCAGAAACAGAUUAAAAAGUAUACAGAUAUAAGGUAUAAUAAGUACUGG
This is a messenger RNA of Chanos chanos (milkfish), 2170 nucleotides long. RefSeq names its product alpha-L-fucosidase 2 (gene fuca2). Gene Ontology annotation, molecular function: alpha-L-fucosidase activity. The transcript is spliced from 7 exons. Gene Ontology annotation, biological process: glycoside catabolic process; fucose metabolic process. NCBI's taxonomy places the organism in Eukaryota, Metazoa, Chordata, Actinopteri, Gonorynchiformes, Chanidae. The coding region runs from base 173 to 1543 and encodes 456 amino acids. Gene Ontology annotation, cellular component: lysosome. The record is from RefSeq and is a predicted model, not a curated record.